Nanorana parkeri is the source of this 1601-nucleotide messenger RNA. RefSeq names its product receptor-type tyrosine-protein phosphatase-like N. Gene Ontology annotation, molecular function: protein tyrosine phosphatase activity. Gene Ontology annotation, cellular component: secretory granule. Gene Ontology annotation, biological process: protein dephosphorylation. The annotation marks the transcript as partial. The transcript is spliced from 11 exons. The record is from RefSeq and is a predicted model, not a curated record. NCBI's taxonomy places the organism in Eukaryota, Metazoa, Chordata, Amphibia, Anura, Dicroglossidae.
CGCAGUAACGGCACCACCUACCCUCACGCCACUCAUUUUGGGGAUACUUUCCGGUUUGUCCUCCUCAUCUUCAUUGCCUUGGCUUGUAUCGCUGGGAUAGUCAUCGCCUCAGCUGUCAUCUUCUGCCUCCGCCAACAUGCCAAGCAACGGGAGAAGGAACGCCUGGCCGGACUCGGGCCCGAGGGGGGCGGAGACUCCACAUUUGAGUACCAGGAUCUCUGCAGGCAGCACAUGGCAGGAAAGUCUCUGUUUGGUCGCACAGAGGGUGGCGGGGCAGCGGCAGAGAACUCCCGCGUCAGCAGUGUGUCUUCCCAGUUCAGCGACGUGCCGCAGCCCAGCCCGAGUUCACACAGCAGCACUCCGUCCUGGUGCGAGGAACCUGUGCAGUCCAACAUGGACAUCUCCACCGGUCACAUGAUCCUGGCAUACAUGGAAGAUCAUUUGAGAAACAGAGACCGCCUAGCAAAGGAGUGGCAGGCACUGUGUGCAUAUCAAGCAGAGCCCAAUGCUUGCUCCCUCGCCAAGAAUGACACCAACCUGAAGAAAAACAGGAAUCCAGAAUUCGUUCCAUAUGACCACGGUCGUAUCAAACUAAGGAGUGACAACAACACGUCCAGGAGUGAUUAUAUCAAUGCCAGCCCUAUUAUUGAACACGACCCUCGAAUGCCGGCUUAUAUCGCCACGCAGGGUCCGCUGUCACACACCAUCGCAGACUUCUGGCAGAUGGUCUGGGAAAACGGCUGCACGGUCAUAGUGAUGUUAUCGCCAUUGGUGGAGGACGGAGUAAAACAGUGCGAUCGCUAUUGGCCUGACGAAGGCUCCUCCCUCUACCACAUCUAUGAGGUGAACCUUGUAUCGGAACAUAUCUGGUGUGAAGACUUCCUGGUCCGCAGUUUUUAUCUGAAGAACGUUCAGACCCAGGAGACGAGGACCCUGACGCAGUUCCACUUCCUGAGCUGGCCAGCAGAGGGCACUCCCAGCAGCACUCGCCCCCUGCUUGACUUCCGCAGGAAGGUGAAUAAGUCUUUCCGCGGACGCUCCUGCCCUAUUAUUGUGCAUUGCAGUGAUGGAGCUGGGAGAACGGGAACCUACAUCCUUGUUGACAUGGUCCUCAAUCGCAUGGCUAAAGGUGUGAAGGAAAUCGAUAUUGCGGCCUCACUGGAGCACGUCCGGGACCAGCGACCUGGGAUGGUGCGGACGAAGGAUCAGUUUGAGUUUGCCCUGACAGCAGUGGCGGAAGAAGUUAAUGCAAUCCUGAAGGCUCUGCCACAGUGAGAUUGACCCAGCUGCCCUACUCGGUGUUGUGACAUUGCGCCUGCCUUAUGAAGAUGGCAGCUCCACCGUCCUCAAAUAUCCAUUGAUGUGCUCUCUACUCUUCAUGCCAGAGAUCCAUGGCUGCCCUUCUAUGCCCCUAAUGCCUAUCUGCCUUUCCAAGCAUCUACCCCUGUACCGCCCUAACUUUUCUUAUCCCCAAAUUUGCUACCUCGUCCCCCAUGCUUCGCCCCUAAGCUGCUAGUACCUCGUUGUCAUCAAAUCAUGUGUAUUCAUUGUUCUCCAAUAGCAGACAGGCUUCUAGUCUCCCAUUGUCCCCAGGGCAAAGU